This is a messenger RNA of Dermacentor andersoni, 977 nucleotides long. The record is from RefSeq and is a predicted model, not a curated record. NCBI's taxonomy places the organism in Eukaryota, Metazoa, Arthropoda, Arachnida, Ixodida, Ixodidae.
AUGAUUUGUUUCCCACAAGCAACCUUGGCACUAAGUCUUCUCCCAAAUGCAGGUCCGCCACCACGGACAUCUGGCACAUAUUGGCUUGUAGAAAUGUUGAGGGUGAUGUCACAACCUGCUCUGAGUGAUUAUGCUCUCAUGUGGCAGAGCUCUACAGUGAAGGUGCACAUUAUUCAAACCAGAAGCUGCUUGACUCGUGUCUCUGGGCUGCACAGGACUCAUCAAAUGCAGAUGGUUGUGGCAGACUUGCUUUCCCAGGCACCUGCUUCUGAAGAUGACACAGCCUCGCCCACAAGUGACAUCGAAAUUCACGGAGUCACCAUAGUGUUGGCACUCAACAAGUCCAUUGGAGGAUGGCCGGUCACUAUGGAAGCUGCUGCAAGGAAGAUGUCUGCGCAUGCCCAUACCGGACCCUUGCUGCCACGUGAAUGAGGAAGCACAAGCAGAGCAAGCACAGCAGACGUGCACUUCCCAGCCUCAAAUGCAAUGACCUCGUUCGCAUAAAGGGGACGGCACAGGCACAAAAAGCUGCUUGAAUUAGCUGGACCAUGUUCCUUCUACAUGGAAACACAAGACCGCAACACCUUACGCUGUAAUCGGCAGCACCUCUUGGCAAUGAAAAAACCUUUUGAGGAUUAUGAUGAAGGCCAGGUUCAGGCCUCUCUAGAAUCUCGCACAUCCAGCUCAUCAAGUGCACCAGUGGCAAGUUCUCGACAGCCACCUUCACAACCAGUUCUGCCACAAUGAAGGUCACUGCAUCAAACCCGUCCUCCUGAACGCCUGGGAUAUGAUCAAAACUUCCAGCAGACAAGCCAACGGCGGUGAAGGGGAAGAUGUAUCAUAUCAGGUUAACCAGCACAAGCCAUCUAUACAUUGUUGAACUACAGGUGCCUAUAUUUCCAUUAACCCCCUUGCCCUCGUUCUGGUAUAACAUGCCAAGCGAAAUAAACAUAGCAGUUCACUGUUGUGUUGACACA